Larimichthys crocea (large yellow croaker) is the source of this 1740-nucleotide messenger RNA. It is a transcript of the gene ldhd, whose product is annotated as lactate dehydrogenase D. Gene Ontology annotation, biological process: lactate catabolic process. Gene Ontology annotation, cellular component: mitochondrion. The record is from RefSeq and is a predicted model, not a curated record. The transcript is spliced from 11 exons. Gene Ontology annotation, molecular function: D-lactate dehydrogenase (cytochrome) activity; FAD binding; D-lactate dehydrogenase (NAD+) activity. NCBI's taxonomy places the organism in Eukaryota, Metazoa, Chordata, Actinopteri, Sciaenidae. The coding region runs from base 63 to 1529 and encodes 488 amino acids.
CUCACACCUGUCAGGUUGUGGGCGCUUGUUUUCUUCAGCAGUCGGUCGCGUCAGUUUGAAACAUGCUGCUCGGUCUGACACACCGUCGCUGCCUCCUGAAGUGUCGCAGCGUUAAAUCACAAACCACCAGAAGUGCUGUUGUGGACAGUGCGCUCUCUGCGUUCAGAUCUAUAUGUGGUGAAGAUGGCGUCUCAUUGGCUGCAGCCGUCAGAGAGCAACAUGGCAAAGACGAGUCUGUACACAGAUGUCGUCCUCCAGAUGUGGUGGUGUUCCCUCGCUGUGUGGAGGAGGUCAGCGCCGUCGCCAAGGUCUGCCACAAACACGACUUUCCCAUCAUCCCCUUUGGCACUGGGACCGGCCUGGAGGGAGGGGUUGGCGCAGUGAAGGGUGGUGUUUGCUUCAGCCUGAGGAACAUGGACCAGGUCCUGGAUCUCCACCAAGAGGACUUUGACGUGACGGUGGAGCCCGGUGUGACUCGGAAGGCUCUGAACGCUUACCUGCGAGACACCGGCCUCUGGUUUCCUGUCGAUCCCGGUGCUGACGCGUCUCUGUGCGGCAUGGCCGCCACCAGCGCGUCCGGUACCAACGCAGUGCGUUACGGAACGAUGAGGGAGAACGUUUUAAACCUGGAGGUGGUGCUCGCCGACGGGACCAUCGUCCACACGGCCGGGAAGGGUCGACGUCCCAGGAAGACGUCAGCGGGGUACAACCUGACCAACCUGUUCGUGGGGUCAGAGGGCACCUUGGGCAUCAUCACCAAGACCACGCUGCGUCUGUACGGCAUCCCGGAGUCCAUGGUGUCGGCCAUCUGCUCUUUUCCCUCCGUCCAGGCUGCUGUGGAUAGCACGGUGCAGAUUCUGCAGUCAGGAGUGCCGAUCGCUCGCAUUGAGUUUCUGGACGAUGUGAUGAUCGAUGCCUGCAACAGGUUCAGCUCUCUGUCGUACCCCGUGACCCCGACUCUGUUCCUGGAGUUCCACGGCUCUGAGCGAAGCCUUGAGGAGCAGGUCAACACAGCCGAGGACAUCACUCAAAGUAACGGUGGUUCAGACUUUCAGUGGGCUCGAGAUCCAGAAACACGGAACAAGUUGUGGAAAGCUCGUCACGACGCCUGGUACGCUGCUCAGGCCCUCAGACCUGGCUGCAAGGCCUACAGCACAGAUGUGUGUGUCCCUCUGUCUCAACUGCCUCAAAUCAUCGUGGAGACGAAGGAGGACCUGAUUGAGAACAGGCUCACAGGUCCCAUCGCGGGUCAUGUGGGCGAUGGUAACUUCCACUGUCUGAUGGUGGUGGACCCCGACGACCCGGAGGAGCUGCACAGAGUCCACCUGUUCACCGAGAGACUGGCCAGGCGAGCCCUGGCCAUGGACGGCACCUGUACAGGUGAGCACGGAGUGGGCUUAGGGAAGAGAGCGCUGCUGUGUGAGGAGCUGGGACACACAUCUAUCCAGGUCAUGCAGGGUCUCAAGGACGCCCUGGACCCAAAGAACCUGAUGAAUCCUGAGAAAGUUCUGCAGCUAAGACGAGUAUAAAGAGUAUUUAAUAUUAUUCUCGUCAUGAUCUGCUCAUUUUAGAGGGUUUCCUGUUAAAACGGGACUUCUGGAGGAGGCACAGAACAGGCAGGGAUCACUCAAACAUGAAAAACAGAAUGUUUUAUUUUGAAAGGACUUCAGUCUACUAUUUCUGUCACUUUGUACCUUUUUAAAUGAAGGCUGCUAACAAAAUAAACACACUGUAUCCAAA